CGGGGCUUGAUUGGCAGGCGGGCUUGUAAUAGUCAUGCGCAGAAGAUUCCACUCAUUCCUCCAGCAAUGCAAAGCAUAAAUAGAAUUCCCACAGGAAAUACACGGAUGAGUGCGAAUUUGAAGAAAGAAACUCUUUAUUUUAGGACACCUGAAAGCUGCCUCCACGUUUAAUCGGAGGAUAAGGAAAUGGCCGUGGGUAAAGGCAUAGUUGAAAAGCUAUGCAUUGUGAUUUAGACUGUCUCGGUAGCCAUAGUUUCGAGAGGAAUAAGCGCGGCUAUCGAUCUUUAUAGAAUGACUGAUGCUCGCAAGCCGCGAAGAUGUCAGAUCAUAAUGCUGGACGAGCGACGACUGGAUCUUUUAGUUCAGCCUCGGCUCAUGGCGUGUGAUUUGCUUGAUAUGGUUGCCUCGCAAGUCGGCCUCCACGAGAAAGAAUAUUUUGGCCUAUCUUACUCCGAUGACACGAGUCACCAGAACUGGCUACGGCUUGACAGACGUGUUCUGGAGCAUGACCUUCCCAGAUACCAGGACCCAGUUCUUUUAGUAUUUUGUGUCAGGUUUUUUGUCCCAAACAUUUUAAUCUUAAAAGAAACAAGCACUGUGGAGCUUUUCUUCCUCCAAGCAAGAAUUCUUGUUUUUAAGGGUACAAUUCAGUGUGAUAGUGAAACCGUGUUUGAGCUUGCUGCCCUCGCUCUUCAUGCAACCAAUGGAGACUACACAAGUGAUGAGGCAGCGAAAGUAGAACUCAGGAAGCUACCUGUUCUUCCAACUAGAACACUCAAAGAACGACCAUCCAUAACUUAUUGUGAAGAUAAAGUGUUAGAGUACUACAAGAGAUCUGCUGGGCAGACAAGAGGUGAAUCUAUUGUCAGGUAUCUUUGUAUUUUUCAAAGUUUGCCAACUUAUGGUGUUCAUUACUAUGAAGUUAAGGACAAAACCAAUAUGCCAUGGUGGUUAGGACUCAGUCCUAAAGGAAUUGGUCUUUAUGACCAUGGAGAUAAGAUCAAACCCAGAAAGAUUUUCAUGUGGAGUCAGAUAGAGAAUAUAUACUUUCGGGACAGGAAAUUCUCCAUUGAGAUUAGAGAUUCCUACAGAUAUGAAUUUAAGGACAGUAAAGCUAGAACAAUAAGCCGCAAGCCAGGCGCAGGAAGCAUGAUGGUUCAUGCCUGGUUUUCCAGCACAGCUGCAUUGGCCAAAACAAUGUGGACGAUGGCUAUUAGUCAACAUCAAUUUUACCUGGACAAGAAACAGGUUGAGGCCAAGAUAACUCUGCGGAGAACUCUUCGAGACAUGGCACGUGAGUUGUCGCAGUCCACAGGAUCAUUGCCUUCAUCCACUUCAGACAGCAUGAGUACCAAGAGUGAUCAGUCGCACAGUGUGUCCAGCGUCAGCAUGAAUGGAGGUGAUAACUUAUCGUCGCUUCCUAAAGCGGCGGAACGCGAGAUGUUGACAGCUUUGGCGGCGAGAAAAGAGGCUCUUCUGGAUAAACUGAAAGAAAAGAUGGACGAACUCAAAUCACUGUGUAUGCAGGAGGCGGAAUUAACCGGCGAGUAUCCCCCGGAGACCCCCUAUACCCCUGGGAGUCCCCUGCCACCAAUCCGACGGAGAGUAGGCACCGCCUUUGAAUUCUCCGAGUUCAUCAUUAGCGGCGAAAAGGACGAGGAUGAGGAAAUCAAGACCAUGGCAAGAGAGCUUGAAAUCCAGUCACAGAUAACAACUGCUGCGCAGAAACUUGCCGAGGACCGUAGCGUUAACAAGAACGUCAGAAAAACUAGGAAGUUAACGUACCAGAAGUCACUGAGAAGGCUCAAAGACAUGGAAGAGAAUCUUCGAAAAGUGAAGGAAUCUCGAUUGCCAGUGAAGUCCAACCACGAUGUGGAAGAUAGCAGUGUAGGAGAAGGUUUCUAUCGUUCUCAUUCGUUAUCCAACGGGAGCAGCUACACUCAAACAGAGAGACUAAGCCCUCAGCGCUAUCGAACAAGCGUCAGCCUGAGCCUUGCUUCAAGGAACGGAAGUAUCAUCAGCGCAGAAAGCCUUCAGGAUAGGGAUGCACUCGAGCGGGGUUAUUAUAGCGGGCCACCGUCUCCGGUGAUAUCACCGUAUCGGAAGACUCCUCCGAGUCCCACGGUUAGGUCUUAUCAGGGAAUCUCAGAGACACGGCGACAGCAUAGCCCCCUUGCUAAUGGUCCCCGGGCGGGGAGAUUUUCGCUCUUGGGGGAAAACAACCGUGCAAUUCCGGCGUUCCAGUAUUCGGAUAGUGAUACUCGCAGCGACUCCUCUACGAAGCCGUCCUCGGUGAGUUCGUACGCGAACUCGGAAGACCUCGGAGAAAAUCCGGAACCUUACGGGCACCAUCGGAGAAUCGGCAACUCGUGUGAAAGUUUGGACGAGAAUCACAUCCGAGGGCCGAGUCCUCGGUUGUUUGUAAAUCGUUCCGCGGGACAGAGCUCGGAGAGUCUUAACAGCGACCACGAAGGAAGCAACUCCCCGUUUAGUCCUAUGCGGAGUCAACGGUCAUUUUCAUUUGACGCUCGACCUUCCAACUUAAGACUCCCAAAUGCGAAGUAUUUAAACACCAGUGACUUGGCAAUUAUGAGUACUUCAGGCAUGGCGGGAACUUAUUCUGUGAAUCACAAUUCAAGACUGUCUCCUAAUCUCUCUGGUAAAGGCUACAUAUCAACGUCUUUAUCGACCAUUGAUAAGCCUGCCCUGCUAUCGAAUAUGAAUCUAAGGACAGCUAAAUCUCAAGUGAACAUGUCAGCAGUACCUUACCUGACAAAUCCGGGAUAUUAUCGGACUAACCAACCGUCGGAAUCGUCCAUAUUUGAAGAGGACUUGCUAGAAUGGAGAGCGAACGACGAUUCAGAGGCCACGUUGGUGUAAACUCGAUAUCUCUAAUCAGGAAAAUAAUCUAUCGGUUCUCUUGAAGUACAUCUGAGAUGGCAUGAAGCUACUUGAAUGGAAGAGAAUAACAAAUCACGGACGCGAUAUUGGCAUAGAUCGAUAUCUUGGGGAAAGGACGGUUGGAGAUCGGCCGAGAGUUCGCAAGGCUGCUUCGUUUAACUGCCGAAUAAAUUUUAGACAUAUUUCAUUGCAUCACCGCUGGUAUAGUUGUAUAUGAACACAAAAAGAAAAUAAUUGUUUUGUAGUUGGUUAAAUCGGCAUUCAUUACCAAAUGGUUGUGUAUUGGAAAGCAAGUGUCACAGGUUUUCGUUACCCGAGUCACGCCACUUUUGUCUGUUGCGUGACAACCCAAAUAACGAAACAAAAGGAAAAUUCAAAUGUGGUUAAAAUUCGUUACAAAACUAUAUAUGGUUUACGUUUGUAAUUUUUUAAGGUGAUAGUAUUUUGUACAGAUUACUAAAAUUUUAGCUCAGAUCUACCUUUAAAUAGUUACUGGUAGAGCUGUUCUUUAUCAGUUUGAUAAAUUAAGACUAAUUUUUGACGUAUAUAUGUAUCACUCUACAAUAUUGACAAAUAUUUAGCACUAUGUCGUGGCAAUUCACCAGAUUAAGCAAACUGCCUUAUCAGUUAAAAAGAACCAAUUCACGAGGUUAUAUUGAUAAUUUUGAAUAUUUAUCCGACAAACGAAAUCGAAAAGAAUUUGUUGCAACGUUGAAGCAGAAUGUGCCAACGAACAGUCCUGAGUUUGCGUUAAUUUAUCACGUGCCUGUUUUCUUGGAAACAAAAAACUAGUCAUAUGACGUUGGCAGACAUGGAAUUUUUCGAUAAAACACUUAGCUGAGCUACCAAUUUGUUACCCAACCUGAAAGGUUAAAUUUCAUGGAAUUUUAAAUAUUCUAUGGAUUUUAUGCUUUUAAAUAACCUGACAUUUGUAUUCUGGGAAAUUUUCUUCCACCGUCUCUAUUUCGUGCAUGGUUUGUCCUUUUCCAUGAAAUGGUUUCCCUACUUUAUAGAAUGUUUACGUUUCCAUAAAAUCUCACCCUUUAACAAUACACGCCUUAUAAAUAAUAUACUUUGUGUUGGCUCUCGUUCCACUUCUGAUAGAUUCUGGUAGGUUCGUAGUUUAAGUUGUUAGUUUUGGCAUGAAAGAGUCACUACACCAAUAUAUCAAAAAGAUUUCCGUGUAUAGCUGCUAGGUCGAUCAGGCAAGCGUAGUACGUGUUAUUACAUCUGACAAAGAGGUGCCAAAAAAGUAUGUCUAAACCUUUAUGUUGUGUGACCCAAGGUAGGAGUCAGCGUGAACACAUGUUAAACGGUGAAAUGCAAGCGAAUGGAACUGAAUUCGAUUUUGCUGAAUAUGUCUUAAAACUGCUCUGAACAAGACUUCAAAAUGUACAUUAAUAACCAAUGACACCAAAGUGGAAAUAACUAUCUAUACUUUUGAGUUUUGCCGUUCUGUAUUUAUUUCAUAGAAUGCGGGUGAAAAUAUCUCGCUAUUAUAUAAGGUCGUCUCAGGCUCUUAAUCGGAUUUAUUAUGUACGGGUUUUUUUUUUUGAGUCCGUGUGGUAAAGGUGCAACAGAGGACAAAUUGAAUUUUGAGUAAAACUGAUAUUUCAUAUUAAAUUGUGUAAAUACUAAAAGGAAAUACCUAUCAUUCUAGCUAAUUUUACCAUGUUUUUAUUCCUAGCGAUCUCAUCAGUUCCAUUAUGUACGCAAAGUAUUUAAAUAAAAUGUGAACGUACAUAA
Molecule: messenger RNA, 4647 nt
Organism: Orbicella faveolata
Lineage: Eukaryota; Metazoa; Cnidaria; Anthozoa; Scleractinia; Merulinidae
Product: FERM domain-containing protein 4A-like
Biological process (GO): establishment of epithelial cell polarity
Cellular component (GO): bicellular tight junction; cytoskeleton; adherens junction
Source: RefSeq, a predicted model, not a curated record